AUGAAGGGAACAAUAGUAGUAACUGACCCACAAAAACCUUCAACAAAUCUGUCGCUCUGUCCAGAAGACGUUUACUCUGCAGAUCAGCGCAGCUAUCGUUUUUAUGCUAAUGCUCCGAUUAGUCUGUUCGGCAUUAUCUCUAAUUUGAUGAACAUUGUUGUUUUUAUGGACAUGGAGAUGCGACAACAACUUGUAAACCAUUUCUUACUUGUUUUGUCCAUAUCAGAUCUACUCCUUCUGAUUUGCAAUUUUUUCUUCCUUGUACUUCCUGUAGUUGUUGUAGAGACUGACUCCUUUUUCUGGAAUGACUUUUUCCCAUAUAUCAUACGUUACUCGUAUCCACUUGCAUUGACUGCUCAGACUAGCGGCGUUUAUUUGACAGUUCUCGUUAGUUUUCAUCGCUUUCUGGGUGUGUGUCAUCCUUUCAAGGCAAAGAGAUGGGUCUCGUUGGCACCAGUAGAAAGUGCUAUAGCUGGCUCGAUUCUCUUCAGUUUUGUCAUCAACAUUCCUACAUGGCUGGAACUUGGAGUGGUGCCCUGUUUAUCUUCUCGGUUUAAUCAAAUUUCUCGGUUUAAUUUAUCUAAAAGGAAUACUUCCAUUUAUAAAUAUUUAAGACAGAUCCAACUUGCCCCAUUUCACAACAUAACCUACAUUUUGAUAAAGAAAUGCAUUGCAUAUACUAUUCUAAUGUUUAUAGUACCAUUUGGUGUAUUAAUAACUGUUAAUUGGAAGAUGGUUCAAGCGCUCCGCUUUAGUAGCCGAAUGAGGCAAAGAAGUUAUUCUACGAAUAGACAGACAAGUAAUGAAAAUAUUGUUAAGCAGUUGCAUUUACUUCGAAAAUCACGUAUGCUGAAGCCUUCAUCAGAUCUGUUUAAACCAAAAUUUUCCAACUCAACUCGUGAUCGCUCAAUCACAAUGAUGCUCUUAGCCAUAGUUGCGCUUUUUCUCCUUUGUAACGGACUUGCGUUUCUUAAUUCAAUAAUCGAGUCAAUUAUGCUCUUUGCUAGCGAUGAGAGUAACAAAAACGUCUUACCGGCUCCAAGUUUAAUGGAUCAACCCUUAAAUUCACUAUCUAGCUUAAAUCAAAAUAUGUCAAAUGCAUCUCACGUAACUGAGUCCCCAGAUAUUUAUACGGAAAUUGAAGAGUAUCUGAAUCAGAAAAUGCUAAAGUGGUUUGAAUGCUCAGUUGAGAUCUCAAACAUUUUGAUUACUUUGAAUUCAUCUACAUCUACUCUUGUUUAUAUAAUAUUCAGCUCAAAAUACCGUUUAAUUUUUAAGUCGCUUUUUGGAUUAUCUAAACGGCAAAAGUUCAAUCGUGUUGCAUUGACUACAGCGAUGGCCGCAAGAAGAGUUGUAGAGUUAUCUCUUAUUCCAGAGGAAGUUGAAAGUCGAAGUAGAAGAAAGAAUACAACAGCUGUAACUACAGCAGUUACGUCAACUACAGCAUUGAACGAAGGAAGCUUCAAAUCAGCAAAAUAUUCCACAUUUGAAAGGGAGAGAGUUGAUUCUCAGUCUAAGAACUCGACAUUAAAACUAAAUAAUCAGCUGACAUGUGGUUACAAGAGAGCAGCACCAACUUGUAAAAGACCGAUAGUAGCAGCUUUUUCCGUACGUGAAAGUCAAAGUAGUGUCCAGCUAUCGACAUUUACCUCCAUCAAAACUAAUCAACGUGGAACUGAUUAUCACUCAAGGCAGCGUCAUCUUAUAGAGAAAGAUACACCACCCGUCUUGUAUCGUUCUAGCAGAACACUUAGUCGUUCACUUACAAAUUCUGAAUCUAAUUUAAGGUAG
This is a messenger RNA of Meloidogyne enterolobii, 1791 nucleotides long. The record is from the annotation of a GenBank genome assembly. Lineage: Eukaryota; Metazoa; Nematoda; Chromadorea; Rhabditida; Meloidogynidae.